This is a messenger RNA of Gaeumannomyces tritici R3-111a-1, 533 nucleotides long. RefSeq lists its product as hypothetical. Bases 84 to 533 code for a protein of 149 amino acids. Lineage: Eukaryota; Fungi; Ascomycota; Sordariomycetes; Magnaporthales; Magnaporthaceae. The transcript has a single exon. The record is from RefSeq and is a predicted model, not a curated record.
AAACCAUUCCCAUCCUGCCAGAUGACGACUUUGUCGGAACCUUUCACUUCAGCUAUUUGAUCAAGGACGCGCGACGGCCAGAUAUGCAGCCAUCGCCUGGCUACACUCUCCAGGGCACCUUCAAGACGCUCCCGCGCCCAGCCGAGCACCCCAAGCGCUGGCCUCUCGUGUCAACCUCGUGCAUCAAGCCCUUCUACGCCUCUCCCUCGUGGACGCCGCGCCUGCGGUCCAUGGCCUGGCUGCACGCCUACGAUGACCACGAGAUCCACAACGACUGGGCCGCCAAUGAGACGGGGCUGUACCGCGACGCCAUGGCGCCCUACAGCGCCUACCAGGGCCGCGCAAACCCGCCGCCGGCCGAAGAGGGCAACACACACUACGAGUUCCGCCGCGGGGGCGUGUCCUUCUUCGUGCUCGACACCAGGCGGUACAGGAUGUCUCGAUCCACUCCCAUCCUUGGGGCAACUCCUAGUUUGGUAUUGUCACCUUUGACACAUCCACGAAAGGUUGGCUGCUGGUCCACUACGAUUUAG